Molecule: messenger RNA, 553 nt
Organism: Falco peregrinus (peregrine falcon)
Lineage: Eukaryota; Metazoa; Chordata; Aves; Falconiformes; Falconidae
Gene: RPL23
Product: ribosomal protein L23
Exons: 5
Coding region: 83-505 (140 amino acids)
Biological process (GO): translation
Cellular component (GO): ribosome; cytosolic large ribosomal subunit
Molecular function (GO): structural constituent of ribosome; large ribosomal subunit rRNA binding
Source: RefSeq, a predicted model, not a curated record
CCUUGGCACGUCACUUCCGGCGGCGCGGCGUACGGGCAUAUCCCGGCGUGCUCCGCGCCGGGCCUCCUCUUCCGGCCCCAAGAUGUCCAAGCGAGGACGCGGCGGUUCCUCCGGUGCCAAGUUCCGCAUCUCCCUCGGUCUCCCGGUGGGAGCUGUGAUCAACUGCGCCGACAACACGGGUGCCAAGAACCUGUACAUCAUCUCCGUGAAGGGGAUCAAGGGACGCCUGAACAGGCUGCCGGCAGCCGGCGUGGGUGACAUGGUGAUGGCCACCGUCAAGAAAGGCAAACCAGAGCUGAGGAAGAAGGUCCAUCCGGCGGUGGUAAUUCGGCAGCGAAAAUCGUACAGGAGAAAAGACGGGGUGUUCCUCUAUUUUGAAGACAACGCAGGAGUGAUAGUAAAUAAUAAAGGUGAAAUGAAAGGCUCUGCAAUCACAGGCCCUGUGGCUAAGGAGUGUGCGGAUCUGUGGCCCAGGAUCGCCUCCAAUGCAGGAAGCAUUGCAUGAACGUGUUCAUCUCUGUAGAGAUAAAAUAAAAGUCCUUGUACCAAAGAA